This is a messenger RNA of Bubalus bubalis (water buffalo), 3600 nucleotides long. RefSeq names its product neuronal differentiation 4 (gene NEUROD4). Lineage: Eukaryota; Metazoa; Chordata; Mammalia; Artiodactyla; Bovidae. The transcript has a single exon. Gene Ontology annotation, molecular function: protein dimerization activity. Bases 78 to 1118 code for a protein of 346 amino acids. The record is from RefSeq and is a predicted model, not a curated record. Gene Ontology annotation, biological process: nervous system development; regulation of DNA-templated transcription.
AUAAGUUGAAUUCCAACACAAAUUCUGUGCUUUACAUCUAAGAUGUAAAAAGAAAGUUUAACUUUAAACCAAGUCAAAUGUACACAGGCACUAACCAUUGCUGUUUUUCUUCCCAGAGUCUGGAGAUGGCAAAAGCUUAUGUGAAACCCAAGGAGAUGACAGAGUUGGUCAACACACCAUCUUGGAUGGACAAAGGUCUGGCCUCUCAGAAUGAGGUAAAGGAGGAGGAGAGAAGACUGGGUGCUUAUGGAAUGCUUGGCAGCUUAGCUGAAGAUCAUGACAGUAUUGAGGAGGAAGAAGAAGAGGAAGAAGAUGGGGAGAAGCCUAAAAGAAGAGGUCCCAAGAAAAAGAAGAUGACAAAAGCUCGCCUUGAGAGAUUCAGGGCUCGAAGAGUCAAGGCUAAUGCUAGGGAACGGACCCGGAUGCACGGCCUGAAUGAUGCCCUGGACAAUCUGAGGAGGGUCAUGCCGUGCUACUCUAAGACCCAAAAGCUCUCCAAGAUAGAGACUCUUAGACUGGCCAGGAACUAUAUUUGGGCUUUGUCUGAGGUCCUAGAAACUGGACAGACACCUGAAGGGAAGGGCUUUGUGGAGAUGCUCUGUAAAGGGCUCUCUCAGCCUACAAGCAACCUGGUGGCUGGGUGCCUCCAGUUGGGCUCUCAGUCCGUCCUCCUGGAAAAGCGUGAGGAGAAAUCGAUCUGUGACUCUGCCAUCUCUGUCCACAACUUCAACUAUCAAUCUCCUGGGCUCCCCAGCCCUCCUUAUGGCCAUAUGGAAACACAUCUUAUUAAUCUCAAACCCCCAGUAUUCAAGAGUUUGGGAGAGUCAUCUUUUGGGAGCCACCCACCUGACUGCAGUACACCACCUUAUGAGGGCCCACUUACUCCACCCCUGAGCAUCAGUGGGAACUUCUCCUUGAAGCAAGAUGGCUCCCCUGACCUGGAUAAAUCCUACAGUUUCAUGCCACAUUACCCUGCUGCAAGUCUAAGCUCAGGGCAUGUGCAUUCAACUCCUUUUCAGGCUGGCACCCCCCGCUAUGAUGUUCCCAUAGAUAUGUCCUAUGAUUCUUACCCCCACCACAGCAUUGGGGCCCAACUCAAUACAAUCUUCACUGACUAGGGCAGUCAGACCAGCAUUUCAGAGAAAGAUGCCUGGAGACAUUUUCCAUAGCUCAAGUCACUGAGCUGAGGAUUCGGUGACCUUAAUGGGACCCUAUAGAUAUAUAUCAAACACAAUAGUCCUAGGCUCUUUGGGUCUCCCUAACCUGUCACCCUCCUUUCUCAUCAAUUUCUCAUAUUGUAUUGAUUCCUUUAUUUUGGGUCCUCACAAGAAAUUAUUUGAUUGUUUACAAUCAUGUGAAAAUAGAUCAGAAGCCCUGGGUCUUAUCCUGGUGGUGCCAAAACUCACUGGAUGGUCUAUGCCAAUUCGUUUUUCAUUUCUGGCCUCUGUUUACUUACUGGUAAAUCAGGAAAUUGUUCUAAGUUUAGAUAAUUUCUAAAGUUCUUCACAGUUAUGGAAUUCUAUGACUUUGGGGAUCAUUCCUACAAACUUCUUAACGGUGGAAGGACUGAGGAGUAAUAGGAAAUGGACACUAUGUAUGGGAUGAUCGGAUGGAAUUGCCAAAGGAGCACCAGGUGCAUGUCUUUCAGACUUGAUGAAAGGACUUCUUUGCAUCCAUCUAAAAAUAGCUUCCAGAGGCUGACAUUCUACCUUGAUUGUCACUGUGAAUAAUGUUCUUUAAGAGAUUAGCUCUAUUUCUUACUGGGCUGAAAGCUGAACAUAUCUUCCUUAGUAAUUUGAGAAGCAUAAUAGAGAUCUCAUACCAACUUGAUUCUUGAUAACAUUUCAAAAGCACUUUUCUCAGUACUCGAAGUGGGGCAAGCAAGACACUGAAACCUUAGACUCUUCCAAGCCAACAGGACUUGGAGAAUCAUUUCAUGACCUUCAUAACCAGAGAGGCAUGGAAAUUCUGAUGAAACUCAGGUUCUGCUAUUGGAAUCAGCAAACAACCCAGGUCACAUUCAAGAGCAAUAAAAUGGCCAUUGGAUACUAACUAACCAUCAUUUUGGGACUCUUAACCUGUCCAUAGGAAAACCACUAGGUUUUCUUUGGCAAGAUGAAUUUCAUUUGGUUAAAGAAAGCAUGGCUAAAAACCACUAACAUCUGCCCACACAUAUAUUCUCAAAGCACAAGCACCAGUCAAUUUAUUGACCAAACUUGAAUUUUUCCAACAUAUAUAAUUCCUUAUCUCCUUUCCCACUAAUAGUUACCUCUUCUUCACUUUUAAAAUAUGUUAUUACAUAUUGUAAAUAACAUUUCAAGUGACCAAACUUAGGGAUGUAGAAAUCAAAUCCAAGGUCAGCAAAUGCUUUUACUAAUCUAUGUCUUCAUCACAGAUUUAUCCUGAUUUGCAGGAUGUUUAUUUUCUUCAUGUAACUCUUCUUUCCUUUAUAUUAGCAGUCAUUUUGUUAAGUUUAUUUUUUCCCAGAGAAAUGUGAUCUGAGAAGUUUCACUGUCCUGUUCAAUCUGCCAGAACAAUUAUUUAAAACAAACCAAAAGCCUACAUGGUUUACAUGAUAGUGGAUCAUAUCCUGCUCCUGCCAGAGAGGAUAAGUUUAGGAAGCAGGCAGGGUACACAAAUAGGGCCAAUGAAUAAAAUUGAUAAGGCAGAUUAGUAUGUGAUUUUCUACAGCUCAGCUAACUCCUAAAACCUGCCAAACUAUUUGUGUAUCGACUUUUUUUUACCCUUACUUAUUAUCUCCUUAUAGCCAAAGUCAUUUUCUUUUCAUUUUGCUUGCAACACGAACCUUACUUUUUUUUUGCACCCUUAAUUUGUAAAUCUACUUGAAAGUACCCUUGAAGAGAGAUCCUAAACCCCAUCAGCCACCAAAGUGGCUCCCCUCACCGUGAUUUGCCCUAGAGGGAAUAGACAAGUAAAAUGAUUGAUGAAGCCAUCCUCGGUGCUUUCUGAGUCUAUACUGGUUCUUACCUUCCUGAAAAGUUAUGGGGGUGGGGGAAGCUAUCCUUGAAGUUAGCAUUUUGUGGCAUUUAAGUUUGUAGAUAAUGAAUGUUGUCUGAGUUAUUUAUUAGAUAUUUAUUUAAUUUAUUUCUCAUUUUCAUGCAAAUUCCUUAGGUUGUAUACAUGUGCUUGCAAACCCUCCCCAAGACUUCAUUCGGAAAGUAGCUCAUAAUUUUGCUAGGAAUUCCUGAGUUUUGGGAUGAGGGCAAAGGAGGAAGUUAGUGCAAAGUUACCUAUACGAAUUUUAUAAAAAGCAGCAAUAAUUUGAAUGGCUAUGCAAGUUAAUAUUUCUUAGUUUUUUUUCUUCACUCUAAGAUGAGCCAAUCAUUUUGGCUCAUUGUUUAUGCUUUUAGGGACUAUGGUAUCUGUGAACCAGUGCGGGAUUGUUCAGAGAUUUCAUAAUUGAAUAAAAUUUGUAAAUGCCGUGUAAUUGGAAAGAACCUACUCUCCAACCCUGGAUGGUCUUUUUGUUCUGGGGACUUUACCCAAUAAUGCAAAACAAUUGUUUAAACAUUUUGUAAAAAAAAAAAAAAAUGUUUUUCCUCUUUUUCUAGCAGAAAUAAAGCUGUGAGUCUUAAUAGA